This is a messenger RNA of Marmota flaviventris (yellow-bellied marmot), 809 nucleotides long. It is a transcript of the gene Nudt8, whose product is annotated as nudix hydrolase 8. Gene Ontology annotation, molecular function: coenzyme A diphosphatase activity. Lineage: Eukaryota; Metazoa; Chordata; Mammalia; Rodentia; Sciuridae. The record is from RefSeq and is a predicted model, not a curated record.
CCCUCGGGAGCCCUAGGGCCGACACUCCCCGGGCCUGCUCAGGGCCCGACGCUGCCCGCCCCUCGCCCGGUAGGCGGGCGCCGUAAGUUCGCGGAGCUGGGACAUGCAGCCUGACUGCCUGUCCGCGGAGGGCGAGCGGCGCUGCAGGCAGCUGCUGGCGAGGACCACUGCUCGGUUCCGCGCGCGGCCCGCGGCGGCCGCGGUGCUCGUCCCGCUGUGCCUUGUGCGCGGGGUCCCGUCGCUGCUCUACACGCUGCGCUCCAGUCGCCUGACAGGCCGGCACCAGGGGGACGUCAGUUUCCCAGGCGGCAAGUGUGACCCUGCUGACCAGGAUGUGGUGCACACAGCCUUGCGGGAAACCCAGGAGGAACUGGGCCUGGCUGUGUCGGAGGAGCAAGUGUGGGGCAUCCUACAGCCUGUGCACGACACGAGAAAGGCCACAGUGGUGCCGGUGCUUGCCAGUGUGGGCCCACUGGACCUGCAGAGCCUCAAGCCCAACCCUGAGGAGGUAGAUGAGGUGUUUGUGCUGCCCCUGGCACACCUGCUGCAGACACAGAAUCAGGGCUAUACCCACUUCUGCCAGGAUGGCCACUUCCGUUACACACUGCCCGUCUUCCUCCACGGACCACACCGAAUCUGGGGGCUUACAGCUGUUGUCACCGAUUUCACCCUGCAGCUGCUGGCCCCUGGCGCCUACCAGCCCCGCCUGAUCAGCCCGGAGCUGCACCGCGGCUGAAGGCCUGGCGCUCAGUCACUCCCGCCUUCCUGCGAGGCCCUCUAGGACUGAAUAAAGGGUCUUUGACAGCUCU